AUGUACACGGCUCGCAGAAAGAUCCAGAAGGAAAAGAACGCCGAACCCACCGAGUUCGAGCUUCAGGUCGCCCAGGCCCUGUUCGACCUCGAGGUCAACGCCACUGAUCUCAAGGGUGACCUCAAGGAGCUGUUCAUCAGCGGCGCCAGGCAGGUUGACCUCGGUGCUGGCAAGACCGCCAUCCUCGUCUUCGUGCCCUUCCGUCUCCUCAAGGGCUUCCACAAGGUCCAGGCCCGUCUUGUCCGCGAGCUCGAGAAGAAGUUCAGCGGCCAGCACGUCGUCGUGAUCGCCAACCGUCGCAUCCUCCCCGUCAUCGGCAAGAAGAACAGGAGGAAGAGGCAAAAGAGGCCCAUGAGCCGUACCCUCACCGCUGUACAUGAUGCCAUCCUUGAGGACCUCGUCUACCCCACCGAGAUCACUGGCAAGCGCAUCCGCAUCAGGCUCGAUGGCUCCAGGCUCUACAAAGUGUACCUCGACAAGAAGGACCAGAACAACGUUGAGUACAAGCUCGACACCUUCUCGAGGCUCUACAAGAAGCUCACCGGCAAGCAGGUCGCUUUCCUGUUCUAA
This is a messenger RNA of Acanthamoeba castellanii str. Neff, 570 nucleotides long. Its product is annotated as ribosomal protein S7e, putative. Gene Ontology annotation, biological process: ribosomal small subunit biogenesis; translation; rRNA processing. Gene Ontology annotation, molecular function: structural constituent of ribosome. Gene Ontology annotation, cellular component: small-subunit processome; 90S preribosome; cytosolic small ribosomal subunit. The record is from RefSeq and is a predicted model, not a curated record. Bases 1 to 570 code for a protein of 189 amino acids. NCBI's taxonomy places the organism in Eukaryota, Discosea, Longamoebia, Acanthamoebidae. The transcript is spliced from 2 exons.